CAUUUACAUUGAAACCGUCGACGGAGACGGUCGCUCUGCUCCAACUGCCUGCGAAAGAAAGAGAGAAAGCGAACGUCGGCGCUUCUAAAGUUGUUAUUGUUUGUUACACUGCGAAAUGUUAUUAUUGUUAUUGCCAGGCAGCAUGGCGCAACGGCAAAGAAAAAGCUGAUAAAAGCGGAAAAGAAAUAGGGUAAACAAGAACGGAGUGUAGUGCAAAAGUUGAACGGAAAUUGAUAAGCUGUGAGAAAUAAUAAUAAAUCAUCGGCGACAACGGCGGCGACGGCUACUGUGAAAGCUGCACAGAAUCUCAUCCGCACUCUACCAUCAAUGUAACUCGAGGAGUCGAAGCCUGCAGCCACCAGCAUGCCCAGAUAGCAGUCCCAGGAUCCCGAUCUCAUUCACAAACAGCACUUUGGGCGCUCUACUCUCCUCCAUUGAAACCUCAAGAAUUCGACCUAAUUAAAGGCUAGUGCUGGGCAAAAAAAAAAAUGGCUCACUUCAGUGGACAUCGCCAGCCGGCGGAGGUGCCAGCCCAUUUCAAAAAUCUCUUCACCAACGGGCAGCUGGGAGCGGCGGAGGAGAAGCACAAUGGGGACAAUGGCGAGCAGGAGAAUCAGCAGAACAAUGCCAACAAUAACAAUGGGCCAUCGGAUCCCUCCUGCUGGGUCUUUGGUUACGGAUCCCUCUGCUGGCAUCCGGGCUUCACCUACACCAAGUGCAUCACGGGCUACAUUCGAGGCUACGUCCGGCGCUUCUGGCAAGGGAACGUCACCCACCGCGGAUGCACAGAGAAGCCUGGACGUGUUGCAACGCUCGUUGAGGACAAAGAGGGCAUUACUUGGGGCUGCGCUUAUAGAAUAACGGGGAGCACGGCUCUGGAAUAUCUCAAGCAGCGCGAGUGCACGCUGGGUGGCUAUGCAACAAUCGACACCAAAUUCUUCCCCCGCGUCGCCUCCCAGGACACGCCCUUCAGCGGAGAGGCGGUGGAAGUAUUAGUGUAUAUUGCCACUCCAGAGAACCUCCAUUGGCUAGGAGACGAUCCAGUUGAGGAGAUAGCCAAACAGAUCGUUACCUGCAGCGGACCCAGCGGCCACAAUGCCGAGUACCUGCUUCGAUUGGCCCUAUUCAUGCACGAGGAGAUCCCUGGCGUGAGAGACGAUCACCUGUUCGAACUGGAGCGGCUGGUACUGGAGGAGCUGUACCGCCGGGAAAUACCUCUGUCGUCUGUGAUGGGCCGCAAUCCGGACCGGAUACGGCGCGACUCCCACGAGGACAUCCGCCGCCCGCCCUCCUUCGAGUUUACGUCCCGCGUGCCCGAUACAAAACUGCGCUGCCUGAACAUUUGAUUGCGGGUGUGCUGGCGGAGGACGAUGGCGGACAAUGGUGUCCGCCGGAAACCAAGAGCAGCAGCAAGAGCUAGUGAUAUGCAGGCCGCGUUUAUGGCUACAGCCAAUUCCAAAUUCUUGAUCGACAUUUUAGCUUGUUAGAAGAAACCAGAGUCUAUCGCCAAAUUCGACGUAUUCUUUAUAUUGUAAAUAAUCCUAAGGCCUAACCUUAAGCAGCAAAUCCUCGAUAAGUGAUCUGAUUUAGCCACUAAGCUAGAUUUAAGCCAGUCCGUAAGCACAAACGACUUUUUACACGCAAAACUGUCAGGGAGAUAAAUUAAAAACAAAAGAAAUUAACACAA
Molecule: messenger RNA, 1687 nt
Organism: Drosophila kikkawai
Lineage: Eukaryota; Metazoa; Arthropoda; Insecta; Diptera; Drosophilidae
Product: glutathione-specific gamma-glutamylcyclotransferase 1
Biological process (GO): glutathione catabolic process
Cellular component (GO): cytoplasm
Molecular function (GO): glutathione specific gamma-glutamylcyclotransferase activity; gamma-glutamylcyclotransferase activity
Source: RefSeq, a predicted model, not a curated record